Episyrphus balteatus (marmalade hoverfly) is the source of this 11474-nucleotide messenger RNA. Its product is annotated as dystrophin, isoforms A/C/F/G/H. Gene Ontology annotation, biological process: synaptic signaling. NCBI's taxonomy places the organism in Eukaryota, Metazoa, Arthropoda, Insecta, Diptera, Syrphidae. Gene Ontology annotation, cellular component: plasma membrane. Gene Ontology annotation, molecular function: protein binding; zinc ion binding. The record is from RefSeq and is a predicted model, not a curated record. The transcript is spliced from 39 exons. Bases 584 to 11218 code for a protein of 3544 amino acids.
AAAGAAUUAAACAUUAAAAUGAAAAUGCAGCAGAAAAAUGAGUGAAGAAAAAAUUCCAUUGAUCGGCCUCACCUGUUGAUUUGAGCGUGAUGAUGGGAUUGGGAUUAGUUGAAUUUGUGUUGUGCAACGAAAAAUCUUAUUUUUCGAUAUUGUAAUAGUGUUUUAACACACAAUUUGUGUGUUUUUUUGCUUUGGCUUGAUUAUUAAUUAAUCUACAAUUAAAUUAUCUUUCAAUUUUUAUCUAUAAAAGAAAAUGUUCUCAUUUCUCAAUUAAUUAAAAAUUUUAUUAAUAUGUAAAUGUGUUAAUGGGUAUGUCAUUUUUGUCGUAUGUGUGUGUGUGUGGUGAAGUAAAAUGAAAUUACUAUAUUUCGUGGUGAAAAUCGUAAUUCAUUCUGAAGUGCAUUGAAGGGCGGCAUUACGGGACUGUUGUACAAUAUAAAGUCAAUAAACCAAUAAGAAUUUUUGUUUACUUAACCGAUAACAAUCUUUUUAAAACUAUUCGUGUAAUCGAGAGUCGAGACUAUUAUUGUUUUUUUGUAUGUUUUUUAUAAAUUGUAUUACAGUGAAAUUAUAAUUUUAAGAAAUGGAAGCCGCUGGCCCUGUAAUAAUUGAUGAACGACAAGAUAUCCAAAAGAAAACUUUUACAAAAUGGAUCAAUUCUCACCUUGUAAAGACACAAUAUCCAUUAGUAAACGAUCUUUUUAUGGACUUACGAGAUGGACACAAACUGUUGGAAUUGCUCUGCAUUUUAACAAAAUCACAAAUCAAACCUGAAAAAGGACGAAUGCGUGUUCAUCACAUCAACAAUUUGAAUAAAGUUCUUCAAGUCAUUCAAGAACAUGGUGUCAAAUUAGUUAAUAUAUCAAGUGAUGAUAUUGCAGCUGGCAAUCCAAAAUUAACACUUGGUCUUAUUUGGCUUAUUGCACUUGAAUUCAAUGGCCGUAGUAUUGUUAAAUCUCAUUCUAGCAAUGGAGUUGAAAAAUCCUUAUUAGCAUGGGCACGUCAAUUCACAGAACCUCAUGGAUUAUUCAUCAAUGAUUUUUCAUCCAGUUGGUCCGAUGGUAGAGCAUUUUUAUAUAUUAUUGAUGCUAAUCUACCCGAACUCGAUCUUAGUAGGGUUUUUGAAAAACACCCAUUGGCAAGACUUAAGACAGCUUUCGAAUUAGCUUUUAAAUACUUUAACAUUGAACAACUUCUUGAUCCUGAAGAUGUGCACACAAAUAAGCCCGAUAAUAAGUCGAUACAAAUGUAUGUUAUGUGUUUGUAUCAUGCUAUGGAAUCGAAAAAAUCCAUGCAACGAUGUGAUAGCACUGGUCAAGUGUUUAUAUUUGAUGAAACUGCUAAAGAAGCUCAUGCAAAUGUGUCUUUAGAAAACAUACAUGUUGGCAACGUUACUGAUCUUGAUGAUAUUCCAUUAGAAGCUUCUGAAGAAGCUAGUGAAGUGUUCAAUUUAAAUAAAAAUUCAGCCACAACACAUUCCGAACCAGGUUUAUCUAUGGAUUUUUUGAGAUUUGAUAAUAAUUCGCGUCCACUCUCAACUCUUUCAACAGCAACAAAUGCUUCCAUUGAAAUAACAACAUAUCAGGUAGCUUUGGAAACUGUUUUAGGAUUGCUCCUUGAAGAUGAAGAAAUGCUUUCAAAAGAACUUCCAGAACCUGAAGAUUUCCAAACGGCAAAAGCUCAUUUUCAUGAAAAUGAAAAUUUUAUGCUAAAACUUAUCGAACACCAGCAGUAUGUAGGAGAAGCUUUAGAAGAAGGUUCGAAUCUUAUACAUGAAGCUCAAAAAACAGCUGGAUUAACAUUAGAUGAUCAGCAUGAAAUUCGUCAGCAAAUGGUUUUACUAAAUGAACGUUGGGAAACGCUACGUCUACGAGCUUUAGAUGUACAAUCAAGAAUUCACUAUCGUUUGGCACAAUUUCAAAAACAGCAAAUUGAGAAAUUGCGAAGUUUUUUAACUAGUGCCGAAGAUAGAAUAUCUCACAUGUCAAAUAUCGGCCCAGGACUGAAAGAGGUCGAACGUCAGAUUACAGAUUUGGCUAUGCUGAAAGAUGAUUUAAGAUCUCAGCAAUGUUUAGUAGACAGUGUGAGUAAUAUGGUAGUAAUUGUAAAUGAUGAGUCUGGGAAUUUUAAUGACUUGGAAGAUAAGCUGUCGGCGUUAGGAGAACGAUGGUCGCAUGUGGUUAAGUGGAGUGAAAUGCAAAGUGAAAAACUUCAUCAAUACAAGGUCAUAUAUAAAUGGAUCGAUGCAAGAGAAAAAGAUUUAAAAACUAUGGAAGGGAAAGAACUUUGUGAAUUGGGAAGUGUAACUAAUCGUAUGAAUGACUUGAAAUACUGCGAACAGGAUUUAUUAGAACUAGAGAGAUAUUUAAUAGAUUUGAGACAGAUGAUUCAAUCGCCUAUGCAUGAAGAUGAUGAAAGUAGCAGUGAUGUUUUACAACAGUUGGAAAAUAUUGAGGACCGUUUAGAUGCAUUACGUCAAAUUCUUGAAGUACAAUCUAAUCGUAUUGAAUCAAUGGGAUUCCAGUUCUCUUUGAAUACUGAGGACUCUCACGUGCAGAAACCUGAAGGAUGGACUGACUUUCAAACUAUAAUCAAAUUUGGAGAUGAUGACAGUUUAGAGAAAGAAAAAGGUUCCGAUGUAGAAGAAGAAGAAGAAACAAACAAUGAAUCAACAUUACAAAUUAAUCGAAAACGAAAAGUUAAUGAUGAAAAAAAUCUACACAUUUUAGAAGGAAAAAUUCUGGAAACUUUUAGUUUCCUAGAUAAUUGUGAAGAAAAAAUUACCAGUUUACAACGUCGUAGUAUUCGUUAUCAAAUGGAUCAUUUACAUGCUAUUGAAAAAGAAUUACAAAACAAGAAAAUUUCUCACACUGAACUUCAAGAACUCUUGCAAGUUUGUCGCAAUGAAAAUCACAGUCAAAAUCUUAAACAAGAGGCGAAAAAUGUUGACAACAUUAGCAAUAGAUUAGAUUCGCUCAUUUCCAAUGUACAGAAUAUCCUCUCUGCCAAUGAAGAACUGUAUCAAAAAGAGAAAUUCUAUAACAGUUUAACUGGAUUUAAACUUGUUUUAGCUGAUUCUAGAGAUUGGUACAAACAACAUUCGAAAACUGCUAGCAAAAGUGAUUUGGAGAAUCGUUUAAGAGAUAUGGAUUCAUUGUCAUCGGAAAUAUCGAUGUCUCAAAAAACAACAUUUGCACUAGAUGAAAACUUUAUUGAAUGGAAAAAAGAUUUUCAAUUAUUCUAUGAAAGCUGGGAGGAUAUGAAAAGAGCAAUUUCAGCUUUGAUUGAGGAAAGAGGUGGACAUGUUGAAAGUACUGCUGAUAAAAUCAGAGAACUUCAAGAAUUUGCUGAUGAAGUUGAAAAUGCACAAGCAAUUAUGUCUGAUUUAGAUAAAAUGAAUACAAAUCUCAGUGAACUUAAUAAGCUUAAAGAAAUUGCUAAGGAUCUUCAUCAAGUUUUUGAAUAUAUUCAUCGAAAAGAUGAAAAUUCUAUGAGCACUAAUUUUGAAGAAACUUGGUUAAAGAUUCCGAAUCAACUUAACGAACGAAUUAUUAAACAAAAUACAUUUAUUGAAAACCUUAAUCAUUUUCGAGUUGAAUAUCAAACAAUUUCAUCUAUGCUUAAAGAACUUAAAGAAAGCUUAGAGAGAGAUGAUGUUUGUCAGCUUGGAGAGAGUCUUAUGGCUAGAGAUGGUGAAGAUGGUGAUUCCUACGACCGAUAUGCAAUGGAGUUGCGAAAAACUGAAAUUGAUGUCAUUAGUGCAAAGAAUUUUAGUGAAAUUCUUAUUAAAGAUGCAGAAGACAGUUUUAGAGAAAGUAUUAUUUUAGAAAUAGCCAACUUGAAUGAUUUGUAUAAUAAAGUUCUUGAUUUGUAUCAGAAAAAUUGUAAGAGGAGACAUCAAAUUAUUACGAGAAUUGAAGAAAUUCUACAAAGAAUUCAUCAUACUGAUCUAUGGUUAAAUGAUUUAGAAAUGAAUACUCCUAAAAAUAAAAUUUCAGAAAUAGCCAAUUCAAAUGAACUAUUCCAAAUCAAGUCGAAAUAUCAAAUUCUUAAAGAAACAUGUGAGCGAGAAACAAUUAAUUUUCGGGAUUUGAAUGAGAACGGUGGAGAUAUAUUGUUGCAAAUUGAUGAGCUAUUUCCGGCUCAAAAAGGAUCCGAUUCAAAAUAUGCAAAUUUGGCAAUGAAAUUCACUCGUUUAAAUGCAAGAUGGACAGAAGUUACUUCAUUGGUUUACAAAAGUACAGCACUUCUUGAGCAUAUCUCAAGUCAGUUGGGUGAAUUUAAGAAGUUAAUAGUUUCGGAAACAGGAUAUUUGGAUAAAUUGGAAAAGAAAAUUGGACAAACUCCUGAGAAUGCAGAUGCAGAGGAAAUAAUUGAAGAAUUGGAUGAUUUAGAAAACAACUUGCGGAAUCAUUCAGAUGAUUGGCUUGAAAAAAUUCAAGAAAUUGGUGCCGAUUUAAUAGAUCAUGAGUUUAUGGCUAAUGAUGUUAAAGAAGAAGUGGAUUCCAUUGUUUCACGUUGGAGCCGACUGCAACAAAAGGCAAAGCAACGAACUGAGUUGUUAGAACGUGAAGUUUCCGAAGCUGAAAAAUCUGAAAAGUGUGUUAUACAAGUUGAGUGUUGGCUAACCAGAGUAGAUGAAAUCCUUAGUGAACAUCUAGAAAAUGAUGUCACUAUAGAAGAUUUACCAGAAGAUUUUCAGCGUCUUAUAAAAGAGUUUGACAAAAACGAAGAAAACCUUAAAGAAGUGCGAGAAUUAAUUGCAACUCAUACAAAAAACAAAAAAAUGGAAGCAGCCAAUCGGCUGCAAGAUCAAUUCAAUUUACUUGAGGCUCGUUUCAAAUCAUGUCAGACUAAAUUAAGAAAGUGUACAGCUCCGCAGCCAGCUUAUGAAUCUCGUUUAAGUCGAGCAGUUGCUGAAUUACGAAAUGUUGAACGUUCAACUUUAGUCUUAGAUGUUGCCACUGCAGGUCCGUCAACAGUACAAUCCCAGUAUCAAAACUGCUUGAAAAUUUACCGUACACUCUCUGAAAUAAAAGGAGAUAUAGAGAAUACAAUCAAAACUGGACGAAAAGUUUGUGAAGACAAAUUUACAAAAUCUCCAAAACAACUUACUCAAAGAAUUGAUGCCCUUAAACAUCUCUACAAUGCUCUUGGCGAAAAUGUCACUCAAUCGAAACUAUUUCUUGAGGGUCUUUUAAAACUAUCUCGCCAGCUUAACGAAUGCUUCAAAAUUGCAGCAAACACUUUACGAAACAUCGAAUCAGCUCAAGAAAUUACAGAAAAGAAAAAGAAAUUCCAAUUUUUAGAAGGAAUUUUACAAAAAUGCGAAGAGAUUUAUAAUGAAUACAAGAAAUCUUGUGAUCAAAUAUAUCUCGAGGAUGUGAGACACAAAAUCGAUUAUCUUAAUGAAGAAUACUUAAAACUGUUGAAUGCUGAUACCAUGAGUAGGCUUACAGAAAUGAAAUCUACAUUGCAAAAUCUUGAUAAUAUUUGCGUUGAUUCUUUAAAAGAAAUGCAAAAUGAUUUAAAGGAAAUGAAUGUAUCUGGUCCUGAAGUUGAGGACUUACACCGACAAGUUACUAAUAUAAUUGAAGAAGCUCUUGCAAGGUUUAAACGAUUACCUACAAACGAUUCUCAGACAAACGAAAAUGAUACCGAAAUUGUAAUUGUCAGUGAUACAGUCCGUCAGAGACGAGCACGAACUCCAUCGACAAAUGAAAGAACCAAUAUCCAAACGAAUGAACAAACAUCACCAGAAGUUGUUCAAUAUAAUAAUACUGAUACGAAAAUUCUCCCAGACCUGUUGCCACCUCAGACAUUUAGAUUAGCUGAAUCGAGUUCCUUGUUUUCUGAAAUUUCUAAAAAUCGAAAAAAUAAAACCCAGUGCGAUGACCAAAAUCCAAAUAGUAAUAAGAAAUCUGAGUCGCCAUCAUCGGUUGCAGUGGUCGAAGUAAUUGAAAAGAAUAUUCGUGAUCAUAAAAUGUCUGUUCAAAAUAUUGACAUUGCCAAUGAUAUAACUGAGCCAAGUGUCGGAGAAAUUGUUGACACUGUAAAUAUCCUUGAAAGUGUUGAUCCGUUUGUUCCAGAAUAUGUAGAAAUGGUACAAAUUGUUGAUCUUUCCGAAGAUUCCGAUUCUUCCAUUCGCGUGGAAGAAGACAAGAAAAGAAAUUUUGAAGAACAAUGCGUUGAAAUGCGAACUACUAAUCCAACUUCUCCAAUUUUAAAAGUCGAAAAACAAAGAAUUUCGUUCGAAGAAAAACGAAAGCGUAUCGAAAAUGAAAGAGAUAUUUUAAGAGAUUCCGAGGAAGAAACUGAAGACGAUACGCAUCUACCAAGAAAACCAAAAAGAAAUCGUCAAUUUCUUCAAAAUAAGCGAGAGUUGUUUAGAUUGUCGGAGCGUGAUAGUAAAGAACUGACUUCUGACCAAGAAGCACUUGUGUUUUUCGAAGAAAAGGACAUACCAAGAUUUUUUUUCGAAAUGACACCACAAAUUGAUUCGGAUAGUGAUAUGAAUCGCAUGGAAACAUCUUCAACAAAAAAACCGAAUGAAAUGUUGAGUAAAAUGCUUCCAUCAUCAUCAUCAUCAAUGGAAGAAGAUGAAUUUAUGGGAAAAUUAAUGUCUUCGAAUAAUGAAAUGGCAAUUAUACCAAAAUAUGGUCAUUCAAAUUCAUUGGAUCAAAGGAUUCAGGCAUUCGAUAAGACGGCUAAAUAUAUGAUCAAAAAGCUGGAAUUGACAAAACAAAAAAUUCAAUCAUGCACUGAUGGUGAAAUUGCUAUUGAACAUUUAAAAAUGUCAAUUGCUCCGGAUGCAGCUGCACUCAUUUCGCAAGGCGAUUCACUUGCCCUAGAGACACAUGGGAAACAAGGAAGUCUUUCUGAAAUUAUGAGAACACAACAAAUUUUAAGAGAAAACUUUAAAGAAGUGCAAAGAGCGAAGCCUCUAAAUUCUCUAGAAGAAUCUCAGGACAAGCUAAACUUUCGAACCAACGAGAAACCAGAUUUUAAUAACUCAUCAGAAAGUAUGAAAGGUAUUGACGUUAAGGAGUUAGUGCACAAAGGGCUAAAAAGAACAAGUGAUUUGAUAGAAAAACCAUUUAAUCGGUCAUCACUGGAAGAUUUGGAAAAAAGAUGUUUGGAAAUAAGUGAUCGUCGUGAUGACUUGAAAUUUGUAAAAAACACAUUAGAGAAAGUUCAGCAACCAUCGAAAACCACCCGCAGAAUGAUGGAUCAGGUAGAAAAAACAAAAGCAUGCCUCAUGGAUCAUUCAAGUAGUGUUGAAGACUCAAUACUUUUGCUUAAAAAAGGAUCAAUGGAUGUAAAGAAUGUGUCGGGAUCCAAUGAAAAUGGAGAUAAACUUAAAAACACACUUGGUUUAGCAGGAGGAUUUGAUAAGUCAAUUCUUCAAAUAUCCGAUUGGCUCACACUAGAACAGAAUAUCGUUAAAAUGCAAAGCGUUAGUGUAGAUGAUAUUGAUGCAAUACGCACUGCUAUAGAAAAACAAAAUAAAGUUUUACGUGAACUUGACAUGAAAAAACCACAAUUAAAUGAAUUGGUUCACACAGCAGAGAUUCUAAAAGGUGACCUUAAACGGCAGCAGUUACAGGAAAAAGAUAAACAACUUUUUUCGCUUGCUCCUAAUUGUUCUGCGGAUUUGGACUACCUACGAUGUUGUUUGAAAGUCACAAGAUUGCGAGAGCAUUGGGAUGAUACAUCACAAGCCGUUUUGCAGCGAUCAGCACAACUCAAAAAUAUGCUUGGAGACUCUCAAAGAUAUGAAGCUAAGAGACUGGAAAUUGAAAAAUGGUUAGCUCGUAUGGAAAAUCGAGCAGAACGAAUGGGAGCUGUUGCAACUACAGCCGAUGUAUUGGAAGCACAGCAAAAGGAACAAAAAUCUUUCCACGCUGAGCUUCAUCAAAAUAAACAGCAAAUCGAACUUUUCAACACACUUACACAAAAAUUAAUUGCUGUGUAUGCAUCUGAUGAUACAUCCAGAAUAAAGAAAAUGACCGAAUCUGUAAACGUUAGGUAUGCCAAUUUAAACAACGGUGUUAUUCAUCGUGGAAAACAACUACACGCUGCUCUUCAUAGUUUACAAUCGUUUGAUCGUACAAUGGAUCAGUUUCUUGCUUUUCUAUCGGAAUCGGAAUCAUUGGUUGAAAAUGCCGAAUCAGAUAUUGACAGGAAUCCUUUAAUGUACAGGGAUUUGCAAUCGGAAAUUGAAACACAUCGAGGAGUUUAUGAUAGUCUGGAUGUUACUGGUAGAAAACUUCUUGGUUCUCUAACAUCACAAGAAGAUGCUGUCAUGUUGCAACGUCGCUUGGAUGAAAUGAAUCAACGUUGGAACAAUUUAAAAUCGAAAAGUGUAGCAAUCAGAAAUCGUCUUGAAUCGAAUUCGGAACAUUGGAAUGCUCUUCUUUUAUCUCUGCGUGAAUUGACCGAAUGGGUGAUCAGAAAGGACACCGAAUUGUCUACUCUUGGAAUAAGUCCCGUACGUGGCGAUGCUGCAAGUUUGCAAAAACAAUUGGAUGAUCAUAAAGCUUUUCGUCGUCAGUUAGAAGAUAAAAGGCCAAUAGUUGAAAGUAAUCUACUAAGUGGUCGUCAGUACAUUUCAAGUGAAACCCCCGUUUCUGAUAAUAGUGAUAAUGAAGCUCACGAUUCAGAUUCCCGCUAUAUGUCUGCCGACGAGCAGAACCGUGAACUGACACGAAGCAUUCGACGGGAAGUGGGCAAACUAUCAGAACAAUGGAAUAAUCUAAUUGAUAGAUCAGAUAACUGGAAGCAUCGCCUAGAUGAAUAUAUGACGAAAAUGCGCCAGUUCCAAAAAAUACUUGAAGAUCUAUGCUCCCGUGUUGCGUCUGCUGAAACAACAAAAUCCACCUGGGGUCCACCAACUAGUUCACAAGAUGCUGUCGAGCAAAUGCAACAUCUUCAGAGACUUCGCGAUAAAAUGACCACAGCCGGGGCUUUGUUGGACGAUUGCAAUGAGCAACAAUCAUUCUUCACAGUUAAUCAGGUGCUUGUUCCUCCCCCUUGUCUUUCAAAACUGGAGGAUUUGAAUACAAGAAUGAAACUGUUGCAAAUAGCAAUGGAUGAGAGGCAAAAAAUUUUAGUAGCAUCGGGAGCUAAUAUAUCAGCAGAACACUGCGACGAUGGACGAAAUACAUCCAACAGUGGCACAAUUGGACCUUUACCAAAUCUUAGACAAAGUGUUAAAUCACCUUGGGAACGUGCAACGACAGCAGCCAAUGUGCCUUAUUAUAUUGACCACGAACGAGAAACGACCCAUUGGGACCAUCCAGAAAUGAUCGAACUCAUGAAGUCUUUAGCCGAAUUGAAUGAAGUUCGUUUUUCAGCUUAUAGAACUGCAAUGAAACUGCGAUCAGUGCAAAAACGAUUAGCAUUGGAUCGUAUACCAAUGGCAAUUGCGAUAGAAUCCUUUGACCGGCAUGGUUUACGAGCACAAAACGAUAAACUUAUCGAUAUUCCUGAUAUGACGACUGUUUUACAUUCUUUAUAUGUUGUAAUUGAUAAAAUAGACUUAACUCUGUUGUUGGAUUUAGCAAUUAAUUGGAUUUUGAAUGUUUAUGAUUCCCAAAGAACUGGCCAGAUACGCGUUUUAAGUUUCAAGGUUGGAUUAGUUCUACUGUGUAGAGGACAUCUUGAAGAAAAAUAUCGCUAUCUAUUUCGACUAAUUGCUGAUCUUGAUCGAAAAGUUGAUCAAAGAAAACUUGGACUUCUUCUUCAUGAUUGCAUUCAAGUGCCAAGACAAUUGGGAGAAGUUGCGGCAUUUGGAGGAUCCAAUAUAGAGCCAUCAGUUCGAUCUUGCUUAGAACGAGCUGGAAUAUCACCAGAUACACAAGAUAGCAAUCAAGAAAUAUCCAUCGAAGCACAACAUUUCCUUGGUUGGCUACAACAUGAACCCCAAAGUUUAGUAUGGCUUCCAGUUUUACAUAGACUUGCUGCAGCCGAAGCAGCUAAACAUCAGGCAAAGUGCAAUAUUUGCAAAGAAUAUCCAAUAAUUGGCUUUCGUUAUCGUUGCCUAAAAUGUUUCAACUUCGACAUGUGCCAAAAAUGUUUCUUCUUUGGUCGGAAUGCCAAAAAUCAUAAAUUAAGUCAUCCAAUGCACGAAUAUUGUACAACGACCACAUCAACGGAAGAUGUUAGAGACUUUACUAGAGCACUUAAAAAUAAGUUCAAAAGUAGAAAAUACUUUAAAAAACAUCCCCGUGUUGGGUAUCUCCCAGUUCAGAGUGUUCUUGAAGGUGAUGCAUUAGAAAGUCCAACACCUAGCCCACAACACACCACUCACACACUUCAAAAUGAUAUGCAUUCAAGACUGGAAAUGUACGCUUCUAGAUUGGCUCAAGUCGAAUAUGGCACUGGUCCCAAUUCAACGCCUGAUAGUGAUGACGAACAUCAAUUGAUUGCCCAGUAUUGCCAAGCUUUGCCGCCAAAUGGAAGCGGCCCUAAGUCUCCCGUUCAAGUAAUGGCAGCUAUGGAUGCAGAACAGAGGGAGGAACUAGAAGCCAUAAUUCGAGAUCUUGAAGAAGAAAAUGCAAAUCUUCAGGCAGAAUACCAACAGCUUUCUACGAAACAAACACAAAGUCUUACAACUCCAGACGAUGGAAUGAAUCAUUCACCAUUGAGUGGAAUAUCGCUUAGUGGUAAUGGUGCUGAUCAUGGACAGGAUAUGAUGGCCGAAGCAAAGCUACUGCGGCAGCAUAAAGGUCGGCUAGAAGCGCGUAUGCAAAUCCUGGAAGAUCACAAUAGGCAACUAGAAGCUCAGUUACAAAGGUUGCGACAGUUGCUGGAUGAACCAAGCAAUCCAAGUAAUGCAAAACCAUCUACAUUACAAACAAGAUCGGUGACUGCUUCACAACUUAAUACUGACUCGCCAGCAAAGAUGCAGCAAAACGGUUAUUAUGAACAAAACUCAAAUGGAAUCGGUGGUUUAUCAAUGUCUGGUUUGAAUAUUGGAGAAAAUAAGCAAGUGCAAAAUGCUGGUGCUCAUAUUCAUCAGCACACAAAUGUUGAUGGUGGUAGUCAUGUUUUGAUAGGAGAAGAUGGUAGACCACCUCCACCACCUCAUUCAAGUUUAUUGCAUAUGCCUGAAGAAAUUGGAAGAGCCGUUGAAGAACUAGUAACCGUUAUCACUGAACAAGAAGUUGAGCAUUCCCUUGGAACAGAAGAUGACAUAGAAAGUAAAACGACUUAAAAAAAAAUAAAUAAGAUUUUAAAGCGAACAAUCCACAAAGUGAUUUUACUUGGAAAUUAUAUCAAAUACACAAAAAUUAAAAAUUAUAUAAGAUGAAUGAAUGAAGAAGAAAAAAAAAACAAGUUGUGAAUAUUUAAUAAUAUAAUUGUAGUAUUAAGCGACUAUAUUGAUCAUUCUGUUUAUUUUUUAUUAUUUGUGUUUGUUGCACAUAUCAAAACAAUGUUAUUGUCUAGUUAAGAAUCAAACAAUUUUUUUU